UCGAAGUCACAACUCACAACACUGUCUUGUCAAUGUUAAAUUGAAAUGUGGUUGCUUUGUUGAAAUAUUAUUAAAAAUUUUCAGAUUAGUCCUAAUUGACCUGCCACGGGUAGGAAUUCUACGUAAACUAUUAUACCCUUGUAAUAUUGUUUUCGUAAAAGCAUUGACUACGUAUUUCAAUAAGCUAUGGCUGAUACCAGCAAUAAAGAAUCAUCGGUUACCAAAGUGCCCAUGAUCUACGUUUGUGGAGAAUGCCACAGGGAAAAUGAAAUUAAACCAAGAGAUCCUAUCAGAUGCAGAGAGUGUGGUUAUAGAAUUAUGUACAAGAAAAGAACAAAACGAUUGGUUGUCUUCGAUGCACGUUGACAAGAAAAAGAAUUUGUUCCGGUACCAGCCAAUUUAUAUUUAAGUAAUAAUAUUAGUUUAUAAUAAGUCAUCAUUACAAAAUAAAUGUUUUUAAAUUUUG
This is a messenger RNA of Trichoplusia ni (cabbage looper), 466 nucleotides long. It is a transcript of the gene Rpb12, whose product is annotated as DNA-directed RNA polymerases I, II, and III subunit RPABC4. The coding region runs from base 187 to 366 and encodes 59 amino acids. NCBI's taxonomy places the organism in Eukaryota, Metazoa, Arthropoda, Insecta, Lepidoptera, Noctuidae. The record is from RefSeq and is a predicted model, not a curated record. Gene Ontology annotation, cellular component: RNA polymerase I complex; RNA polymerase II, core complex; RNA polymerase III complex. The transcript is spliced from 3 exons. Gene Ontology annotation, biological process: DNA-templated transcription. Gene Ontology annotation, molecular function: zinc ion binding; DNA binding; DNA-directed RNA polymerase activity.